AUGGCUGAAACUAUUACAGUAAAAGUUGAACCGUAUUACUAUGAUGAAAAUGCCGAAGAACUAAAGUCUGAUGAACAAGACGACCAAAAUAAUGGCUGCUCAGGAGAGAUAAAGACAGAAGAAGAUGCCCUACAGAUGAAUAUAGACUUUGUGGAUGUUAAAUCUGAAAUUGACACAUCAAUUGUGAAGGAUGAACCUCAGGAAAAUAGUUCAACCAUUGAAGCUGAUCAAGUACCAACUACAUCUUAUGCAGUUCCGAAGACAAAAGAUAAAAAAUUAAAGAGGAAAUCUGAUGAUGACUUUAUGCAACUUGCAGUUAACCGUUUUAGACAGAAGCCAGACGAAUAUGAAAACUGGGCUGCGUUUUCUGCUGCAGAUUUAAAGAAAAUGGAACCAACACAACAAAUCUUUGCUAAGAGUGCUAUUGCUGCCAUUAUCAUGGAAGGACAAUUAGGUCUUUUACAUCGCAAUUCGGUUAAAAUAAAUACUCCAACAGUAACAAUAACUCCAUAUCCGACAUAUACCAGAUCCACGCCAACUCCAACAAAUUACAACAGCACGCCAUCGCCUCGCUAUUCUGAAAAUCCACCUGAGGAGCUGCCACAUUACCAACAGGAUAAUCAGCAGAACAUGGACAAUUCUCAACAGGAAAAUGAUGCUAAUGACAUGUCUCAAUAUAUAAAGCUUAAUAAAUAA
Pieris macdunnoughi is the source of this 696-nucleotide messenger RNA. NCBI's taxonomy places the organism in Eukaryota, Metazoa, Arthropoda, Insecta, Lepidoptera, Pieridae. The record is from the annotation of a GenBank genome assembly.